Molecule: messenger RNA, 1109 nt
Organism: Patiria miniata (bat star)
Lineage: Eukaryota; Metazoa; Echinodermata; Asteroidea; Valvatida; Asterinidae
Product: rho GDP-dissociation inhibitor 2-like
Exons: 6
Coding region: 353-952 (199 amino acids)
Biological process (GO): Rho protein signal transduction
Cellular component (GO): membrane; cytoplasm; cytosol
Molecular function (GO): protein binding; Rho GDP-dissociation inhibitor activity
Source: RefSeq, a predicted model, not a curated record
UCUGUAACAUGGUGCAGUAAUUAAGGGAGUUCACGUGGGAUACAAUAAAUGCACUCAAAUAAAAUCCUAAAUUAGCACAGAUAUUUAGUUUUCAAAACGAGCAGAAUUUUAACAAUCAAAUAUGGUACAUGAAUCGGUCGUCGGGUAAAGAGGACCAAACCUGAAUGGAAUCCAGACUUCCGUAAAAGAAAGGAAACGCAAGAUUUUCCGGGUAUCUGACUAAGGGCAGUCCCAGACACAAACGAAUAAAGGCGUUGGUUGCCUGCUUCUGAAUCUGUGGUGAGAAGAUUUCGUUUAAUUUCUCUGUAUUUUCUGUUGGCAAAGCACAAACUUCUGAUAAAAUUUCCCCAAAAUGGCUGAAACGGAAGACACCGCCGCGCCUUCAGGGAGCGACACAACUGACGGAGCGCCGCUCGCUUACAAGGCCCCGGCGCCAAAAUCACUGAAAGAAAUACAAGAGUUGGAUAAAGACGAUGAGAGUCUGGCGAAAUACAAGAAAUCGCUGCUCGGGGAAGGUGUUGAGGCAGAAGCGACUGGGGAGGGUCCCAAAGUCACGCUGCAGGAGUUAGCUCUUAUUGUGGAAGACCAUGAUGAUAUCGUGUUGGAUUUAACAGGUGAUCUUGCAAAGCUAAAGGAAAAGACUUACUUGAUCAAAGAAGGUAUUGUCUACAAAGCAAAGCUAACAUUUGUGGUGGAGAACGAUAUUGUUGCAGGCUUGAAGUAUGUGCAGGUAUCCCACAAAACACUUGCUCCAAGCGACACAUCCACCUACAUGCUGGGAAGCUACGCCCCCAAGAAGGAAGCCCACGUCUUUACGGCGCCCGUGGAGGAGUUUGCCAAGGGCAUGCUUGCCCGGGGACACUACACCGUCCAGAGCAAGUUCCUGGAUGAUGACGGGCGAGAGUUCCUCAGCUGGGAGUGGGCGUUUGACCUCAAGAAAGACUGGGAGUAGUUUGGCAAGAGGGUAGUGAAAUUUGCAAAUCUAGGGAUUGUACUGGUACAUUCUAUGAACAGGGGCUUACAGCAUUGUCUAUUUUGUUUUAUGCAUCACUACUUGUGACUACAGGAUUAUGUGUGUGAGGCAGUCGCAUUCUAGAGGCUAGUAUAAU